UGCAAGGCAUCACGGUGAAUUGGUUACCAGGGCAGGCUUGGAUUUAGGCAAGGCCUUGGUUUCCUAGUGUGGAAAAUGGGGAUGACGGUAGGGCCUGCUCGAGGAGGGCCAUGGCAGUGGGGUUCGUGGGGUGUGCUGUCUGCCAUGCCUCAGGCUGGGCCAGUCAGUAGUCUACGUAUGUCUUCCCUGAAGCUGCUGGAGCUUGGGUUCCACCUUCAGCAUGGGUACCCCAAAAUGUGCUGUGUGGUCUGAGGGUCAGGCUGAGGGCUGGGUGUGGGCGGUAGCCAGUGGUCUUCCAGGAGGCUCCUCCCCAUUGGAUCCCAUGUUCCUGUGCGGCUUACCUGGACUCAGAGCCGAGAACUGGAAUAAAUCAACCAGAUUAUCUCUGUUUGACAUUCCAAGGAGGCUUGGGAGAGGAUUUAUGGACUAGGGCGAGAGCUGCCCUGCUCAGCCCUUUCCUGGCCUGGGUGUGGUGUGAUCUCCUUUUGGUAGAACUCUGAAGCUGACCGCUGAGUGUACUGGUAGGCUGGUCUGUCUGUGGCUGGGACAGAGUGUACCUUGGGGAAGUUUGGCAGGGGCAGCCAAAAUCCAGGUAGGCAGGAGGUGGCCUUUCCUUAUGAAACCUCAGACUUGCUGCUAUUGGUCUUCGGCUGGCCCAUCCCUUCUAAGGCUGGCUGCUGCAGAGAGACCAGGCAAUACUGGAGGGAGCUAAGGGGCUGGACUCAGGACUCACAAGAGGGAGGAGGUUUCUGGGCACCUGGAAGGAGAACUGCCUGAGGUGUGUGCAGCUGCCGGAAGGGGAAGCUCCUCCGUGCCCUCUGUGCCCUGGCUGCCUAUAGAUCCUCACCCCUGGACACUGGGAACCAGGACUCUCGGACUGAGCACACACCCUGCCCUGGUCUCUGCGGCUGCACCUUCUCAGUGCUGAUGCACUGACGGGAAGGCCGGCAGGAAGGGGUAGGCAGGGCUGGCCAUGGCUGCUCCAGGCCCCACCUAGGCUCCUGAGCCCCGGAGGGAGAGCUCCUAGGGGCUCCCAGGGGCGUGCUGCUGAUGGGUCUUGCCCCCUCUGCCUCUCGGCAAGGUGCCAGGAAGUUGGAACUUUGUUAUCUGGGUAAUUAGCUUCAAACCCUGGACUGAGUCCGGUUGGGUCUUAGGGCUGCUUCCCACAGGUUGUGCACCCUGACCCCACAGGGAGGUGAGGCCCUGCCGGCCGAGCAGCUGAGGGGCUAGGCCUGCCUGGGAGUGCUGUGGGUGCCCCCUACGCUGUCCUUGCCUCUUGACCCAGCCUUGCCAGGGGCAGAGGGCACCAACCCUUAGGAAGGGGAUGCACCCGAGGGUGCCUGUUCAGCCAGCUGCCCCGCCCCUCAGGCCCAGCCUGGCUCCCAAACCCCCCAUUGUGGUGCCCCAAGUAGCCCUGUGGGCAGACACCUACCAUCAUGGCCGAGCACCUGGAGCUGCUGGCAGAGAUGCCUAUGGUGGGCAGGAUGAGCACUCAGGAGCGGCUGAAGCACGCCCAGAAACGACGUGCCCAGCAGGUGAAGCUGUGGGCCCAGGCUGAGAAGGAGGCUCAGGGUAAGAAGGUCCACGGGGAGCAGCCACGGAAGGAGGCAGCCGACCAAAGGCCACAGAAAAAGGUCCUCUUCCUUCCCAGCAUUGCCCUUCUAGAAGCUGCUGCCCGAAAUGACCUCGAGGAAGUCUGCCAGUUCCUCAGGAAUGGGGUCAGCCCUGAUCUGGCCAAUGAGGAUGGCCUGACAGCACUGCACCAGUGCUGCAUAGAUGACUUCCAAGAGAUGGUGCAACAGCUCCUGGAGGCCGGGGCUGACGUCAAUGCCCGAGACAGUGAGUGCUGGACGCCUCUGCAUGCUGCAGCCACUUGUGGUCACUUGCACCUGGUGGAGCUCCUCAUCUCCUGUGGGGCAGACCUCCUGGCAGUUAACACUGAUGGAAACAUGCCCUAUGACCUGUGUGAAGAUGAACAGACACUGGACUGCCUGGAGACCGCCAUGGCCAGCCAAGGCAUCACCCAGGAUAGCAUUGAACAAGCCCGUGCAGUGCCAGAGCUGCGCAUGCUGGAUGACCUCCAGAGCCUGCUGCGUACUGGGGCUGACCUCAAUGACCCCCUGGACCAUGGAGCCACACUGCUGCACAUCGCUGCCGCCAAUGGGUUCGGCGAGGCAGCUGCGCUGCUGUUGGAGCAUGGAGCCAGCCUGAGCGCCAAGGACCGAGAUGGCUGGGAGCCACUGCAUGCUGCAGCCUACUGGGGCCAGGUGCAUUUGGCGGAGCUGCUUGUGGCCCAUGGGGCUGAUCUGAAUGGCAAGUCCCUGAUGGAUGAGACGCCCCUGGAUGUGUGUGGGGAUGAGGAGGUGCGGGCCAAGCUGCUGGAGCUGAAGCACAAGCAUGAUGCACUCCUGCGAGGCCAGGGUCGCCAACGCUCCCUCCUGCGCCGCCGCACUUCUAGUGCAGGCAGCCGAGGGAAGGUGGUGAGACGGGUGAGCCUGACCCAGCGCACCAACCUGUACCGCAAGGAGCACGCCCAGGAGGCCAUCGUAUGGCAACAGCCAUCGCCCACCAGCUCAGAGCCGCUGGAGGAUGACGAAGACCGUCAGACAGACGCUGAGCUCCGGCUUCCACCCCCAGAGGAAGAUGACCCCAACGUGGCCAGGUCACACAAUGGCCGGGUAGAGGGUCCCCCAGGGCGGCACCUGUACUCCAAGCGGCUGGACCGGAGUGUUUCCUACCAGUUGAGUCCACUGGAGAGCGUGGCUCCCAACGACCUGGUCCGGGACAAGGCCCACCAAACCCUGGCAGAUCUCAAGCGCCAGCGAGCUGCCGCCAAGCUUCUGCGACUGUCACCUGAGGGCCCUGAGGCCCCUGAGCCUAGCCUGCCUACUGAUACUGAGACCUCCCAUCCAGGCUGUGGCUCCAGGGCAGGCGGGGACCCACCCCUGCUCAAGCUCACAGCCCCCUCGGAGGAAGCUCAUGUGGAAAAGAGGCCCUGCUGCCUCCUCAUGUGAGGGCCAGUGCUCAAGGUGGCAGGGGCCCAUCCCCAGGCCCAGCCAGAGUGUAUGCCCUGAUACUGCAGGCAGGCAGCUAGCGUAGAGUCUCUCCAGCUUCCCCCUCCCAGGACACUGGCCCUUUCUCAGGGAUGGACCUGUGGCAGAGCCAUACUGCAACAUCAGCUGCAAAGACUUUAUCCUGUGACUCUUGAUAAAGGGCUGUUUGCCACCAAA
Chinchilla lanigera (long-tailed chinchilla) is the source of this 3230-nucleotide messenger RNA. It is a transcript of the gene Ppp1r16a, whose product is annotated as protein phosphatase 1, regulatory subunit 16A. Gene Ontology annotation, cellular component: cytoplasm. The record is from RefSeq and is a predicted model, not a curated record. Bases 1437 to 3014 code for a protein of 525 amino acids. The transcript has 11 exons. Gene Ontology annotation, molecular function: protein phosphatase regulator activity; protein binding; enzyme inhibitor activity. NCBI's taxonomy places the organism in Eukaryota, Metazoa, Chordata, Mammalia, Rodentia, Chinchillidae.